UGUUAUAAAUAAUGCUCUGAACAUUUGUGUACAAUUUCUUGUGUGAACCUGUGUUUUAAUUUCUCUUGAGUAUAUGCCUAGGGAUAGAAUUGCAGGGUCUUAUGAUGUCUCUUCUGUGUGUUUAAGCUUUUGAGGAACUGCCAGACUGUUCUCCAAACUGGUUGCACUGUUUUACCUUUACCAGAAAUGUGUGAGGAUUCCAUUUUUAUACAUGCUCACCAGCAUUGUUUUGUCUGUUUGAUUCUAUCCAUGCUAAUAGGUGUGAAGUUGCUAAUCUUUUUCCUUAUGGAUUUCUAAUUUUUUUUUCCCUAUUUUUUUCCCCUCUCCUUACAGUGACUCAGAAAUUCUCACUCUUUUACCUGAAUGAGUCACUCUUUUGGGGUGAGAUCAUCCCCAGUAACUACCAUUAUUUUGAAGACUGAAAUGUUUUCCCUCUGAAUUUCAGAAUAUUUGUUGUUGGCAUUCAGAUGUAUCUCUGGUAAACAGGGCUGAGGGUUGGUGCUCCUCUCUUACCACACCCCCAUCUCUCUUAGUCCUCUGUGUGCCCAAAACCUGUAAUCACUGAAAAAGGAUAUCACUGUUAGAUGGCUGCACAGAGACCCUCCUGUUACGAUGAGCAGAAUCCAGGCCAGGGUCCUGUUACUGCCUCAAUUUCAAGUGUCUCCAGGCCAGUGGACCACUUAACAUACUUAUCAGACACUGGAAGAACUGUCGGGGCAAAGGUUUCCUUGUCACAGGGCCCUUUCUUCUGAGUACACAAAAGACGACUCUAACAGAAACCACCUGCCAGACUACAUGAAUCACUCAUCCAUUUUCUCUAAUUUAUAGUUUGGUUAGAUCCUGUCUCAUAAUUUAUGGUAAGGUAGAUCCUCUAUAGAUUGGAAUUUACAUUCAGUGUAAAAACAUUUGCCCAGUGUGUGUUAUGAACAAGAUUAUAAACAUGGUUAUGUAUUUAAAGCUAUUUCUGAGAAUAACAUUUUUCAAGCCCUUUCGAAGGAUACUGAUGAUUGAGUUAAUUUACUGGCCAUUUUCAUCUGUUAAUAAAAAUAAGGCCACUUGGUGCUCAAGCUUUGGAACUAGAUUUCUGUAAUUUAAAAGGGAAUGAUAGUACCUAACUUAAAGCCUGUUUUGAGUAUUGAAUUAAGCUGUGUAUGUGUUGUUAGCCUCAGCCCAACAUUUUAUAUUUCUAAAAUGUGACUAUCAGUUUUAUAUCUGUCAAACCACAGAUAUGUAGUGUAGGGCCUUAGGUUUUUACUGAGGGUGGAUUAGGAUAAAGUAAACAAUUAAAAUCUGUGUCAAUAUCUUUAAUCUCUUUUUAGGCAAUUGCGAUUGUACUGGGGUUCAUGGUUAUCGUGGCUUUUGCUUUAAUAAUUUUCUUUGCUGUGAAAACUCGAAGAAAGAUGGACCAGUAUGACAAGUCGAAUAUUUUGUGGGACAAGGAACAUAUUUAUGACGAACAACCCCCCAAUGUUGAAGAGUGGGUUAAAAAUGUGUCUGCAGGCACACAAGACAUGCCUCCCCCCCCUUCUGACUAUGUGGAGAGAGUGGACAGUCCCAUGGCCUACUCUUCCAAUGGUAAAGUGAAUGACAAGCGGUCGUAUCCAGAGUCUUCCUAUAAGUCAACACCGGUGCCCGAAGUGGUGCAGGAGCUGCCGGUGACCUCAGCUGUGGCUGACCUCAGGCAGCCUCACUACAGCAGUGGCAGGAACUUCGAGACGCCUUCCAGAAAGGCCCCCACGAGAGGCAGGGCGGGCAAGGCCAAGCGGCCGGAGCAGGACCACUACGAGACAGACUACACAACUGGUGGCGAGUCGUGCGACGAGCUGGAGGAGGACUGGAUCAGGGAAUAUCCACCUAUCACUUCAGAUCAACAAAGACAACUCUACAAGAGAAAUUUUGACACUGGCCUGCAGGAAUACAAGAGCUUACAAGCAGAACUUGAUGAGGUCAAUAAAGAACUCUCUCGUCUGGAUAAAGAAUUGGAUGACUAUAGAGAAGAAAGUGAAGAGUACAUGGCUGCUGCUGAUGAGUACAAUAGACUGAAGCAAGUUAAGGGAUCUGCAGAUUACAAAAAUAAGAGGAAUUAUUGCAAACAGUUGAAGAGCAAAUUGUCACACAUCAAGAAGAUGGUCGGAGAUUAUGAUAGACAGAAAACAUAGAAGGUCUGCCACACGGUUUGAGAGAUUAAGAAGUAUUUGACAUCUCUGCAAUGUUGUCAAGAGGCAAAAUGACUUUGGAUUUUAACCCAGGAGGCCAAAUCUUUGUGAUCAUUACAAAGUUUUGGUAGCUUUAAUUCAUCAGUAUUGAAGCAUUUUAUAAAUAGCUUUUGAUAAUCAACUGGGCUGAACACUCCAAUUAAGGGUUCUGUGCUUUAAAAUUCAUCUAUUGUAUUAAGGACUGACUGACUACAGGUUGAGGUUUUUAAACCUUGAAGGAACGUCCCACGGUGACCUGUGCUGUGAACUUGCACAGUCUUUUCUUAAAACGUAAGUGAGCUCAUUGGUUCCCAUAGGUGAUCUCGUCCAUUCCUCCCAGAACUCUGCCUUCAGAACUGUUAUUUAUAACCAGUCCUUCUCAGGUAAGGAAACUUGGUCCCUGCAGUGAAGUCUCUGAAGGGAAAGUGCCUGUUUCCUGGCUUGCAGUUUUUGUUCAGUCUGUUUUGUGACUUGAGUUCAUGAAUAAAGUCCCUGGCCUUUUGUAUGUUAGCUAACUAUGGCUAGUGCAUUCUACCAACCUCCCUAUUGAUUUUUUUUUCUGUGUAUCGUGGUGUUAAAAGAGCUUUUUAUUGUUUUAUGAAAUUAUCCAGAGAAUAAAGAUCAUGUAAAAAUAACAAAUUGUGAAACUUAAAGAUUGUAAAUAUAUAUUUACCUUUUAAGAAUCAAAAUUUAAACCUCCUAGUUAGAAUUCUGUUGUGUAUUCUAAAAUACUUUGUAAUCUUUUAUGGUUUACAUGCAUUGUUUUGUUUUCUUUUUUUUAAACUAGGCUUUUUCAUUAUAUCAGAGUAUCUGAUGAUGUUGCUAAUUCAGUUGUGACUUGAAUUGUAUCUUAAACAAUGUUCAAGUUCUGUAUAUACUUUCUAAGGUAUUAA
Molecule: messenger RNA, 3088 nt
Organism: Leptonychotes weddellii (Weddell seal)
Lineage: Eukaryota; Metazoa; Chordata; Mammalia; Carnivora; Phocidae
Source: RefSeq, a predicted model, not a curated record